UUAAUUAGCUUUGCUGGGGGUUAUUUCUGUUUUCAAAAUUUCUUUGUUCUAUGGGAUGAGUCUCUGGGCAAGGGGAGGGGGCUGGAUAAAGGGGGAAAGGUGAUUUUAGGGGCCCUUCUUCACUAGAAAGGCUGGGGGGUGAAAGGGGGAAUGUUGGCUUCUUCCCAAAGGCAGGAUAUUUUCCACCCUGCCUCUAGAACUAGAACUGGUUAGCAGAGGAAGUGAGAGGGAUUGGCAUCUAUGGGCAUGGGGUGAGGGAGGGAACUUGGGGCACUGAGCAGGGAAGGCUGGGAACAGGGGAGGGGGGGGAGAGCAGCCCUGCCUUUAGAAGCAUCACAAUGAGCUGAGACUGCCUCUAGCUCUGAGCUCCAAGUGGCCCCAGCUGUGCUUGAGUGAGGAGGAGAAGAUGCUUGGGAUGAGGGGAGAGAAAUACUCAACGCGGAGGCAACGUGGACCUCUGUGGCCUGCAAAUGACUGAUCCUCUUAUGCCUAGCCUGGAGUCUGAGUCCGGACCCCUCCAAGCCACUGGCUCCAAAUGGACUGAGGGGUCAGGAGAGAAGGUUGAAGGCUAGCAAGCUCAAAAUACUGCAGGACUCCUUUCAGGGAGAGGGCAGAAACUAAGGCCCCAAGAGGAUAAAAGACUCCAGACUGCCCAUUCUCCUCAGUAACAGGGCAUGCCCCAGGGGGAGCUAGUAGGUCAAAACCACAAGAGCUGAGGGGGCUCAAGACCACCCAAAUUGUCUUCCUGCCUUCUGAAGACUGCAUCAGGCCCAAGAGGAUGUCUGAAACCGAGCUGGAGGCCGAAGUGGAGGAUGGGGUGUCUGACACUUCGCCCAUGCUGCCUGGGCCCCACUCCCUCCGUCUGAAAGUCCCCCAUCUUCGCCCAGAACCCCUGGGUCCUGCCGGGCGCUGCCUCUGGGCGCUGAUGCUGGCCACUGCCAACCUGACACUCCUCCUUCUCCAUCUGCUGCUGCCUCUUGCAGUCUUCUCUGUGGCCCUGCUGCCAUCAGCUGCUGUGGUCUACGUGGGCUUCCACUGUCACUCCAGGGUGCUGCGCUCGGACUCGCGGCCCUGCCGGGCCCUGCUGGAUGACCGCAGCUCUUCGGCGCUCAUCGUCCUGGGCUUCCUGACGCUGCCCCCGCUGCUGGUGCUGGCCUCGGCCGCUUACGGCCGCCUGAUCGGCCGCCUGUGCCCGCUGCUGCCACUGCCGCCCCCACCCUGGGCCGCGGCCUGCACCCGGAGCUCCUCACCUAAGCCCCCUGGAAGCUGCCUGGACCCCCAGGGCAGGGGGGAGGGCGACCGGCAAGCUCUGGAGUGGGUGUGAGUGGGGUCGUGAUCGAAGAGCCGUGGGAGGAAGUCCCAGAGCCCUCCCUGGCCAGGUUUCUGAAUGCCCACACUGCGGGUGCCCUGGGCACAGGUACUGACUAUGGGAUCGGAAAGCCACCUCUCAUUUUCCACUCCCAGAGACCCCCUCUUCCCCUCCCAGCUCAAACCCUAUGCCCUGUUAGCCAGAACUCCUGCACCUCUCUGUUGGGGUAGGUGGAAUCUAGAACCAAUCUUCUUUGGAAGGGAAGAUGAGUUCAUAAUCCAGGCCUUCUCUUCACCAAAAGACCCUGGGGCAAACCUUCAGUCUCAACCCAAAUGUUGUCUGCAGAAAACCCUAGUUUUCUACCACCUCUCCUCAGGGGACCCAAAGCCCCCAUCUCCCAGAAAAAUGCCACACUCUUGGGACUCAGGAGGUCCAACAGCCCUGCUUAGAGGGCUCAAUUACUGAUGAUCUUGCUCCCAGCUCCCCCAUCACCUCAUUCCCCACAACCCCAAAGCCACCUCUGCCCCCUUGGGUUUCCCGGACCAUGGCUGCUUGAGCAGACACUAGGCCCAAAGUUUCUCCAUCCCUGCCCACUCAGCCCCAGAUUCAGCCCCUCCAGCCUAGCUGUCCACUUCUCCCCCCGAGUUCCUGAUCCCCGGCAUUCGGUCAGGAGGCAUGCUUGAGACAUGGGUCCCGUGCCAUGCCAGACCUGGCCUGGAAACGCUGAUGAAGCCUCUUUGUCUUUCAGGAACCCUUCCUGCAGCAGCACCCACCCCAGCCUAUUGUCUAUUCUGAGAGCCAAUGAAAUAGAGGAAACAGGACUUAGGGAGUCAUCCUCCCUUGCCUGACUCCAAAGUCUCCAUCCCAUCCCAUGGCCCCAUCCUCAAAUACAGAAGGAAGGAUUCUGAUGAGACUUAGCUGAUUCCCCUUCUUCCAACCCCCAGCUCAGACUCUAGUGCUCACUCCUUCCUCAAAUAGCAUUUUAUGCAUCUUUGGACAGUAAAAUGGAAGCUUCCCCAAGGCCGGGACUUGAUUACUUCUUAUCCUAGUAUUUCUAUCUCCUAAAAUUACAUGAGACAGCAGUGAUAUCUACAAACCACUUAGCACAAUGCCUCCUUCCUAGUAAAUAGGGGGAAAGGGAAAAGACAAAAAGCAUUUAUCUAAUGUCUGCUAUGUACCACAUACUCUGGGGUGUCUGUGUAUUCCAGGAGGACCAGCUCCUCCCAUGUGAGGGAUGGCAGGCAAGGCUGCUCAUCCAUCUUUGGGGUCCCUGUCAUUCCCCCAGUUCUCUCCCAUAGCUCCAAGAAGCUGUCGCAUGCACAGUUGCCAUACCCUGAUAAGCUCUCUUGGCCCAUGGACUAAACCAAAUUGAGAGUAACCCAUUGGUUACAAAACCAUCAGUGAGUUAAGGGGAUGUCUAUCCCAAGCUUGUGAAGAUUUCCCUUGUCAGAUUGGUUGGAUGAGAACAAUUUGUUCCAAAAGCAGAUGAGGCAGGCUCCGUGGAGAACUUUGAGCUUGAUCAGACAGAGAAGGCGAGGUCUUCCAUCAAAGGCUGGGCCAUUGGCAGACAUCUUGACUUUUGUCUUGCUGCUGAAUUUCUUUCUUUUCUUUUUUUAACUGAAGUUUUUAUUUUCAAAACAUAUGCAAGGAUAAUUUUUUCAACAUUGACCCUUGGAAAAACCUUGUGUUCCAAUUCUUCUUCCUUCCCCCCACCUCCUUUCUUAUAUUUGCCACUGAAUUUCAAUGAUUCUGGAAGAGAGAAUGAGGCUGAUGACUUUGUAGGACUUUGUAGGAAUCCAACUCACACCAAAGUCAAGAUGUCACCCUUGAUAUCACGGAUCCUUGUCAAAAACGAAGGACAAACAACAGAUAUCUCAUUUAAUUCUCACAAUAGUCUGAGGUAGAUACUGUUGUUAUGCUCAUUGGACAGUUGAGGAACAGGCCAAUAAUGGUUAAGUGACUCCUCUUGUGCUUAUUAAAUGCUUGUUGGGUUCAAA
Antechinus flavipes (yellow-footed antechinus) is the source of this 3306-nucleotide messenger RNA. RefSeq names its product transmembrane protein 88B (gene TMEM278). Gene Ontology annotation, biological process: negative regulation of canonical Wnt signaling pathway. NCBI's taxonomy places the organism in Eukaryota, Metazoa, Chordata, Mammalia, Dasyuromorphia, Dasyuridae. Gene Ontology annotation, cellular component: plasma membrane. Gene Ontology annotation, molecular function: PDZ domain binding. The transcript has 2 exons. The record is from RefSeq and is a predicted model, not a curated record. The coding region runs from base 779 to 1324 and encodes 181 amino acids.